Mizuhopecten yessoensis (Yesso scallop) is the source of this 4822-nucleotide messenger RNA. Its product is annotated as cadherin-23-like. Gene Ontology annotation, biological process: homophilic cell-cell adhesion. The transcript has 26 exons. The record is from RefSeq and is a predicted model, not a curated record. Gene Ontology annotation, molecular function: calcium ion binding. Bases 414 to 4004 code for a protein of 1196 amino acids. NCBI's taxonomy places the organism in Eukaryota, Metazoa, Mollusca, Bivalvia, Pectinida, Pectinidae. Gene Ontology annotation, cellular component: plasma membrane.
CUGUCUGUAUAGCAAAUGGAUAACGCGGUGAUAAGCCCUAACGGUGUGUAUGUAUUGACUUUGUUAUCAACGUAGGAACGACAAGGCGACACAAGGGACUUCCUUUUCUCUCCCUAGGGUUCUAUUGAUUCUGAUCGGGGUACAGCCAACAACUGUAGCACUGACACUGGGUUCACUGGUAUACCUACCCUUUGUACGUUAAUGGUACCACAGGAAUCCGUCAUAUCAGAGACGUUUAACACACAAACAAAUACACAAGAGACUUUCAUGCUAUCUGCACCUCCGCUGUUCACAAACGGAGCCUUGAUAAUUUAGUACACUCAAGGAUGGUGGACAGUUAUACGGGACAUUUGUAACAAGCUUUCAUUGGAUGUUAUCCUGAAUGUGUUUUCUGUCAAAAAAGAGGGAUUAAAAUGGCGAUGAGAACGCUGCGUUUCGGACUACUUGGAUUCCUAUAUAUACAACUACUCCAACACGUUUCCGCACAAGAUAGCAGUUCUGGCAUACCCAUUAUAGACAUACCAGACAGUGGGGUAGAGAAAGGUGAUGUGUUUCAUACAUUGAACUGUUCUCUGGUGGAGAUUCCUGCAGAGUGCAAAUUUUUCAUGGACCUACGUAGAACAGAUACAAACCAAACUGAACUGUAUAUGAAGAUAGAUCUGCUUUCAAAUUGUAAUUUUGAUGGAAAACUAUGCAACAAUAUGCAGUGUGAGACGGGGGGCCCAUUUUCAAUUCUUUUCCGGAGAAUUGCAGAAAACAUUCAUUCUAUCAAAUUCAAACACAGCUCGUAUACAAUUGACGUUCCUGAGUCAGCAGUAACUGGAACAAUCCUGUACAAGUUCAAUGCGAGUAAAAUGAUAGACAAGACAGAUUGUUAUAGCGGUACUGGAGGGAGUGGUUAUGUUUUUAGUGUCAAGACACAUAACGACACCUUUGGAGUGAGCAGUAGCACAUUACAUCUCAAAUCAAAGCUCGAUUACGAGAAAAUCGAAACGUACAACAUCACAGUUUCAGCUGUUCUGUACGAACAAAAUGACACGACAGAGUUCAUUAUCAAUGUGAUAGAUGUCGAUGACAUGGACCCGCACUUCAUUGAUGCUCCGUAUUGCCUGAAUAUCACGGAAAACGAUACAAGCACUGUUAACAAAUACCUUUCGACCACACCUGGUAUAGAAGCGGAAGAUAGAGACAAAGGCGAAGGACGUCAGAAUCUAACAUACUCUAUAAAGUCGGGAUCGAAUGGUAUUUUUGAUAUCGACAACAGAAACGGAUGUAUACAGGUCCAUCGUCUGCUGUUUUGGAAAAAAGAUGACCCUAAUGUUUACCACCUCACCAUACAGGCAACCCAAGACAAUGAUCGAGAUAGAUAUUCAACUUCCGGUCUGACUGUUUACGUCAUCGAUACCAACAACCACAGGCCAAAGUUCAGCACUAAUCCGUACUACGCUGUCAUUGGUGAGCAUGCGCGAGUUGGAGCUUACGUCACUAAGGUUCAUGCUGAGGAUGAUGAUGAGGGAAUAUUUGGUGAAACACGAUAUAAACUUAUCAAUGACAACGGGCUUUUCAUGAUUGACAAUCAAACUGGAGUUAUCAGGGUAGAAAACUCCACCGGUUUGGACAGAGAACAGCAUCCAAACAUCACCUUACAGGUACAAUCUAUUGAUGCGGAAGCAAAUGAAACUGGUAGCACCACAUCCGUCGAAAUAACACUGCUUGACAUCAACGACCACACACCACAGUUUUCGAAUGAUACUUACAUAUUCCACAUCAAUAGCUCCGACACUGUACACGUCCAUGCAAAUGAUGCGGAUAUUGGUGGAAAUGGGCAUAUAUCUUACAAAAUAAUACGAGAUAAUAUACCUGGCGUCAGUAUCAAUGGAGACAAUGGAACAAUACAGUUCACUAACAUUCAUGCCGACAUACAGUUUUCUGUGUCUGCAUGUGACAACCCUGCUAUAUCAGGCAGUCGGAGAUGCUCGUUUGUUGACGUGAAAGCUUAUCUAAAUGGAACAACGAUGGGUGCAUAUGUAAAGAACAUGUCUGUUGCUGAGAAUUCCCCUGUUGAAACUGUCGUCGGAAGUAUGGACAUUCACGAAGCUACGUUCAGCAUUGUGGAACAUCACAUACCUUUCAAUAUCAAAAGUGACCAUCUGGUUCGGACGACCCAAGUGUUUGAUCGCGAGAACACUUCCACGUACACAUUCACAGUGAAAGUAACUGGACAGAUUAAUAGCGACGUAACUGUGAAUGUAGCCGUUUUGGAUGUGAACGACAACAGUCCAGUUUUCGACAAAUCAGAAUACGUUUUUGGUUUCCCAUCAGGACGCUCUCCAGUUGGAAAUAUUCGGGCAACAGACGUAGACUUUGAUGAGAAUGGAAAUGUUUCAUAUAGCUUUCAACACUCUUUUGUUGCAAACAAAUAUUUCGAUAUCGACUCUCGAUCAGGGGAAAUAACUCUUUCCGGGGUCACCAUACCUUCAUAUCAGUCUUCGUUCCAACUAGGCGUUUUGGCAUCAGACAACGGUGAUCCUCCUAUGCAGUCCUUCUGUUCAGUUUACAUAUCUCGAGUUUCAGUGAAGGGAAAUUACACCGUCAUGAUUGCUACUCCGUUAGAAGAAGAUGAUCUUAAAAAUAUGUUGUCAGAUUUGAAAAGUAAAAUUGGCAACAUUCUAAAUUUAACUGUCAACGCGCAAGUGUCAACAGCUAUCCAUAAAAGGGCGACAACCACACAAGUACCAAGAGGGAUAUUAGAAAUAUCAGCACAGUAUAAGAAUGGAACGAAGGUACUGGCAAAAGAUCUUCAAAGAGAAGUGCUGCUUCACUUGUCCGAGAUAGAGGCUCUCUGGGCAGCAGAAGUUAACGUUCCAAAGAAAGUCAGUACCGACGAUUCGAACUUGAGUCAGAUAGCCCUAAUCGUCGUUGCUGGUGUGAUGUUGCUGGCAACUUUGAUAGCGGUCAUCAUCCUUUCCGUCAAAUGGAGAGAGUUCAAAGCUCGCGAGAAGAUCCUCAGACUUAAUGAUAAUUUGACUCGUCGCAGUUCUUUGUAUGAAUCACAAGAAAUCAAAGUAAAAAUGGAUGACGAGACCUCGGAUUAUAACGGAUCACUCAACACACAGGAUCUGGAGUCGUACGACAAUGGACAUCGCCCUACGGGGGAACUAAAUUCUUUCGAAAACCCAAUCUACAAAGGAGAAGAUUUGGACGAAACUAGAGUAAAGGCUGAAGCCGUAAACGAGGCUCUGUUAAGUCUUAACGACCUGUCCAACCGACUAGAGGAAGAGGACCCAUUGGCGCCUAAACCGGAUUACGAGAAAAGCGAAUUCGAAAACGGUUCCAGUUUGUUUCAAAACGGGGACAGUGAAUUGUCAGAUAAUGUUAUAAAUGGCGAUCUGAACACAUAUGAUUCGAUGGAUAGCGUUAAAAACACCAAUAAUAAUCAGUAUGAGAAUAUUGAAUUUGGUGAUGACUUUCCUGUUACAAGUGGUUUCGCUGGGUUAAAGAUCGAUGGAAAAAUGAUCAGUAGCUCCGGCGAGGGACACGAUGAUGACGUUUUUAUAGAAGAGAAUGACGACACGGAUGAAAAAAUGACCUCGGACAAUGACGUCAUACCCGAGGAGGAACCGGAUGUAGACUAUCACCUGAAACAGGUGCGAUUCGCGAACCGAGUAGUUAAUGCGGUCACGAACGUUGCUGAAGAACUUAAACCAGAUAAGUCUGAAUUAGUCAAAGACACAGGUAAGGAAGUCGAUUCUAAAAUCGAUGACGACGACAGUGGGGAUGAUAAUGAUGACGACGACGGUAAAGUGUUUCUGGUUAAUGAAGACUCAAACAACGAAUAUGAAAACGAGGCGGACUUUCGGGUUGAUACCACCAACGCGUCAAUUCGAAUGGACGAGGAGAUAAACUCACCGUUAGACUUUCUCAAAAACGACGAAAACAACGCUGAUGCGGGGGAGGAUAACGGAACAUUUGUUUUCGGGGAGGAGGAAUGCACAUCUUUGUAAAUUUUAUACUACAAGACUGUUUUCUGAAAUUUUGUUUCUGCCUUACUCGCCCUUUGAAUGCGAAGGUGGAGGUAAAUUGGAUACUGUUGCAAAGACUCUUGAAGCUUUAUAUUUCCACUUGAGUUAGAAUUUAAUAUUGGAUUAGCUGACAUUAAAAGACCAACGGUCACUCCAUCGGGUCGCAUUAUUUACCGUGUAAUCGCACCCAAAAGUGUAAAAAACAAAAUGAAAGAAAUGUGCUAUUUUUGUAUUUUAAAUGACAUGAUGACAGGAAAUGUAUAAACUAUGUUAAAAGUAUUCUAACCAAGAAUGAGUGCGGGUGAAUACUAUUUUAUAUAAUAUCUAAAUAUGUAUAACUAUUAACUAGAUAUGCAGACUGAAUAUAUCACUUGUAUGCUCUUUUAUUACUCAUUUCUUGAGCUCUUUUUGUAUAUUGAUGACUGACGUCACAGUUUAAGCAAAGCCAUGGUUACCAAUCAAGGCUAAGCUCUUAACUGUAUAAUAUGUGCCGAACACAUGUUAUAUGCCAAAAUCUAGUUAAGUUAAUUAUAAAUUGCUUUAACUUGAAACAAAGCUGACCCGAUCAACGAAUUUGAUAUGUUCAAGCCUAUCCAAGAAUAAAUAUCGUAAAAAGAAUACAGAAAUAGGUGUUUUUUUAUAAUCAGAUGAUAGUUAUACGCAUAGUAGCGACAUGUACCAACAAGUGAUUUCUUAGUCAAGUGUAACUAAGUGACAGUAAUAGACAGGUGGUCGGUUGGGCAGAUUUGAAGAACGUUAACGACAGAUAAAUAUUGUUUGACUUGACUAAUCUAGAAUAA